Messenger RNA from Ananas comosus (pineapple), 3248 nucleotides. Its product is annotated as BTB/POZ domain and ankyrin repeat-containing protein NPR5-like. Gene Ontology annotation, biological process: plant organ development. NCBI's taxonomy places the organism in Eukaryota, Viridiplantae, Streptophyta, Magnoliopsida, Poales, Bromeliaceae. The record is from RefSeq and is a predicted model, not a curated record. Gene Ontology annotation, molecular function: protein binding. The coding region runs from base 378 to 2045 and encodes 555 amino acids. The transcript is spliced from 3 exons.
CAACUAGGGUUCUUCUCCCGCACCCAAUUUCACCCCCUUCCCCCCCCCCGCUCCCUUUCCAUUUUCCCUCUUUUCACACACCCAAUAAUGUAAGUACCCUGCACAGCCACCCAAAUUGCUCCCUCUUUGAUCUCAACCCCACGCUAGCUCCACCCCCUCCCCGUACACACCAAGAAAAGAGAUAGAGAGAAAAAAAAAGAGAGCAUCAUCAGCGGUGUGAGAAAGAGAUGAGGAGUUCUUCUUCUUCUUCUUAGAGUAAGAAGAAGAAGAAGAAGAAGAAGAAGAAGUAGAGUAGUAGUUUGUGAUAGUAUAUAUAUAUAUAUAUAUACAUAUAUCAAUAUAUAUAUUAGGUUGGAAUUAAUCGGGAGUAAGGAUCGAUGGAGGAGACGCUGAAGACGCUGUCGCUGGACUACCUGUACCUGCUGAUCAACGGGCAGGCGUUCAGCGACGUCAGCUUCAGUGUGGAGGGCCGACUGGUGCACGCGCACCGCUGCAUCCUGGCGGCCCGCAGCCUCUUCUUCCGCAAGUUCUUCUGCGGGCCCGACCCCCCGCCGCCCGGCCUGCUGUUCCAGGACCACCACCACCACCACCACCACCACCACCACAGCCCCCGAUCCCCCUCCGCCUCCUCCCCCCGCGGCGGAGGCGCAGGCGGCGGGGCGGGCGGCGCGGCGGGCCCGGGCGGAGCAGGCGGCGGCGUCGUGAUCCCGGUGAAUUCGGUGAGCUACGAGGUCUUCCUCCUGCUGCUCCAGUUCCUGUACAGCGGCCAGGUGUCGGUGGUGCCGCAGAAGCACGAGCCCCGCCCCAAUUGCGCCGACCGCGGCUGCUGGCACACCCAUUGCACCGCCGCCGUCGACCUCGCCCUCGACACCCUCGCCGCCGCCCGCUCCUUCGGCGUCGAGCAGCUCGUCCUCCUCAUUCAGAAGCAGCUGGCGGGGAUGGUGGAGAAGGCGUCGAUCGAGGACGUGAUGAAGGUGCUGCUGGCGUCGCGGAAGCAAGACAUGCACCAGCUGUGGGGGACCUGCUCGACCCUCGUCGCCAAGUCGGGGCUGCCGCCGGAGGUGCUGGCGAAGCACCUCCCGCUCGACGUCGUCGCCAAGAUCGAGGAGCUGCGGCUCAAGUCCUCCCUCGCCCGCCGCCACCCCCACCACCACCACCACCACCCGCCGUUCCUCGCCCACCACCCCAUCGACAUCGUCGGCGUCGGCGUCUCCGGCGGCGACGUCGAGGAGCACCACCACAAGAUCCGGCGGAUGCGCCGCGCCCUCGACUCCUCGGACGUGGAGCUCGUGAAGCUGAUGGUGAUGGGGGAGGGGCUCAACCUCGACGAGGCGCUGGCGCUGCACUACGCCGUCGAGAGCUGCAGCCGCGAGGUCGUGGAGAUGGUCUGCCCGGACAUGGUCGCCGUCCUGCUCGACCACCACGCCGACCCCAACAUCCGCACCGCGCUGGCGCUGCACUCCGCCGGCAAGACCCCGCUCCACGUCGCCGCGGAGAUGGUCUGCCCGGACAUGGUCGCCGUCCUGCUCGACCACCACGCCGACCCCAACAUCCGCACCGUCGACGGCGUCACCCCGCUCGACAUCCUCCGCACCCUCACCUCCGACUUCCUCUUCAAGGGCGCCGUCCCGGGCCUCUCCCACAUCGAGCCCAACAAGCUCAGGCUCUGUCUCGAGCUCGUGCAGUCCGCCGCCAUGGUCAUGUCCAGAGAAGAAGCCGCCGCCGCAGCCGCCGCCGCAGCCGCCAAUUCCUCCGGCGGCGGCGGCGGCGGCGGCGGAGCGAAUAGCCCGAGCGUGGCGAUGUAUCCGAAUAUGAAUUCGGAGGCGAGCAGCUGCAACGCGAACAGCAAUAGCAACAGCGGGGUGGUGAACCUGAGCCUGGAUUCGAGGAUGGUGUAUCUGAAUCUCGGCAUGGCGGCGCAAUUGGGGUGUAAGAUGAACGAGGGGGGAGAUGAUCAUGAGAGCGCCAGCAGUAGGUCCCAAAGCGGCGGCGGCGGCGGCGGCAUUGCUCCGUCUUCAAUGUAUUCUCCUCAUGGCUACCCAUGAAAACACCUUGUAAGCUCUAAAAAGAACCUCCUUAAUUUCCCUCACUCACUCUCUCUCUCUCUCUAUCUAUCAUAUUGGAUCUUUUGCCUAUAUGAUCUGAUUAUUGUUAAUUACCUAUGAUUUGGGAAGCAAGAAAAGGGCAAGGGAUCAAUUAAUUACGCAAGGUCAAAUGAGGGAAUGGGGUUAGAAUCAGAGGUAAUGGUCGAGGUUUUAUUAAUUAGCCCCUCUUUAAAGUAAUGGUGGUUAAAUUAUGGGUGUUGUGUUUUUGAUGGGGUUGUUUGCAUAAAAAGUUUCAUCAUUAUUUUUUUAAAAGAAAAAAAAAAUUAGGACGGAGGAGGUGCGACAUGUGCAGCUGCAUUAGACCAAUGAGAUAUUUUAUUAUUAUUAUUAUUAUUUCUCUUUUUUUUUUUGUCUGGAUUUUGGGGUCCUUUGCGGUUCUUUUUGGAGUAUUGGCUCAUGGGGGGUGCAUUUGCAUGUGAGGGAUUUAGAGAGGGAGACAAGUAGAAUCUAAGUAAGCUUAUUUGAAUGAUGGAAGAGAAAUGCAGGGUCAAUCUCUUCUCUCUCCAUGGCUUGUCACCCCUUUUGUUUUUACUGCUGUUAGCUUGUUAUAGCUUUUCUAUUUUGGACAAAAACUCCUUUGUUUUUGUUUCCUCUCUCUUUCUCUCUCUCUCUCUCUUUCUCUCUCUCUCUCUCUCUCUCUCUCUCUCUCUCUCUCUCAUGCAUUAGCGUUGCUUGCUAUAAUGGUGGAUGUAUUACUCCCAACAGUUAGCAACUAUUAUUUCUACUAAUGGUAGCUGGGAUCAUGUCCAUUGGGGAGAGUGGUGUGGGUGUUCCCCUUUUUAUCCCCAUUGCCUUUUGCAGAUGGCUUAGAGCCACCCUAUUGAGGCUUUGUUCCUGAAUGGUAGGCCUUUCCAAAUAUAGAGAGUGAGCCGUGCUCUCCCACAAUAUAUAUAUAUAGUUUCAAUAGUGCAUGUAUGUUUAUACCUUUUCCUUAUCUUUUUUACAUGAUAUCCCAUGCACCAUGACCAUCUUUUAGGACACUAUAUACUUUCCAGUACUAUUGUUAUGUGUGUGUAUAUAUAUAUGCACACAAUGUGUAAGUAGCUAAGUUAUCGACAAACAAGUCUCUUGUCUUGCAUGAAUGGAACACUAUAUGUGACUACACGACACUCUUUUAAUAUAUAUGAAUUAAUUCCCUUGUUA